UACCCUUCGUUAUAAUUCGAGGUCGUACAUAAUCCAAGGGUAAUUUCGUACUGGCAAUAAAUAUUAUACCACUAUAUAAAGUUGAUAUUACAAAAUUCCAAACCCCAAUUAUUUAGCAUAUACAUUCACCAUUUGAAAAGCUUGAGAUAAGAGGGAGGUCGGUCUCAAGAAAUGAAUGCUACCACUGCACCCACGUCUGCCACCACCGCAGCCACGAAGGAGGAAGACAGUACCACCACCAGUUUCUCCAGUUUGCACCCAGACAUCAUAGAAGCCCACAUCCUCCCUCGUUUGGACGGUCCCACUCUGGCCGCCACAAGCUGCUCCUCCACCACCCUCCACCAACUUUCCUCCCAAGAUCACUUAUGGUCCAAAAAAUGCCACUCCACGUGGCCUUCCACCAGGUCUCCACGUGUCUGCCAUGUCAUCUCCACGUAUCCUGGUGGUGGGCCCCGCAACUUCUUCGCCCACGCCUUCCCUCUCUUGGAAGAAGACCACUCUUCCUCAAAACUCAGCCGUUCAUCACCAUCAGCACCACCGCCAUCAGAAUUGAUAUCGGCCGUUGAUAUACACUACAAAGACAAAUUAAUCUUCAGUAAAGUCCAAGAAACUGAAACCGUGACUGGGUGGUUCCGGUGCUCACCCUUCAGGAUUGACCUGCUAGAGCCAAAAGACGUGAUCCCCACACCCAUUGAACUCCCGGACGGAGACGACACGUGUACAGUAAUUUUCAAUGACAUGACACUGAGCUGGAUUCUGAUAGACCCAAUCGGACGGCUGGCAGUGAACCUCUCAUCUCACAAGCCUGUUACUGUACUGCGCCACUGGUUGACCGGGGAAGUGCAGGUGUGUUUUGCUUCAAUCCUAGCCGUUGCUCGUGGUCACGUGCAGUGUGAAAUAGUGGUCACGUGCGGAGUGUCCGAGGAAGGGGAGAUGAUGCAGAUGAGAGAAAUAAGUUUAGCGAUUGAGGACAUGGAUGGAAUGCACAGAAAUGGGAAGGAGUGUUUGGGUAUUUUACAGAGAGCAAUGGAGGGCAAAAAGGGAAAAGGGAGAAACAGAUUAGAAGAAGGACAGAGGAUGUACAAAGAGUAUCUUGAAAUGAAGAAAGAAAGAAGAGAAAGAAAAGUGAGGACAGAAAGGACAUUAGAUAUAUUGUGUGUGGCAUUUGGGGUAUCUUGUUUUGUGGGUUUUUUGUGUUUUAUUUUCUUCAGAUAGCAUAUAAGAAGAUGAAGAAGGUAGAAAUAUUAAAUAAUUAUACUUUUUUUUUUUUUUUUACAAGUUUAGAAAUUAAGAAAGAAAAGAAUCAUGAAUUAUGUUUUGAAAUAGGAAACUUGUGAGGGCAGAUAAGAAUUAGGUGAAGUGAUGCUUUACUGGUGAUGUGAAAAGAUUCUAGGAUCAUGCUUGGGAUAGUAAUUUGUACAAUAUUGGGCAAUUCUUUAUAAAAAUUAAUUACUUAUUUUCUUUUGGUAUUGUUUAAUAUUAUUUAAUAUUUUGUAAUGUACGCAAGCAUAUAAAAAUUAGAACUUUCAUGCAUAUCAAGAUUCUCUCAAAAUGCGGAAAGAAGUAAAAAGUUUACUGUUCAUUCAAGAUGAAUGAG
Olea europaea var. sylvestris is the source of this 1597-nucleotide messenger RNA. RefSeq names its product probable F-box protein At2g36090. The coding region runs from base 172 to 1215 and encodes 347 amino acids. The record is from RefSeq and is a predicted model, not a curated record. The transcript has a single exon. Gene Ontology annotation, molecular function: protein binding. NCBI's taxonomy places the organism in Eukaryota, Viridiplantae, Streptophyta, Magnoliopsida, Lamiales, Oleaceae.